UUUCGCGAUGGUUUACAAUCAACUGCGGUCCUUCAGGGCACUUUUAUUGUGUGUUUUCGGGUUCCUCGGUUUACUUUUCAUCUUCCGGUUACUCGAAUUGCCCCAGAAUUUCGGUGGCCCCCAGAGAAAGUUACCCCUUCCCCGACUCCUAGACCAAAAAGUUGUAGUGCAUUAUGGGGCCGUGCUAAAGCCAGACACCCCACAGGACCCGCACCCUAGCCCUGCAAAAUCGCUGGAGGAUCCGGACCUGGAGUCCCUGCUGCGGGGCAAUGAGGACGAGGGCUGGGCCCAGGGACCCAAGUGCGCCCCGUAUCCCCGCUUCGAUGACAUCGAGUUCCCGAACCCGUCCUUCCAACGAACGCGGCACGACAACCUGACCUACUACCUGUACGGGGCGUACUACGACCGGCGGCCCAGGAGGCCCGAGCUGAUGGUCCUGGUCAUGGUGAGCACCUGGCAGGGUCCCUACCCCGAGACCCAUCUGCAGGUGUGGUUCGAGGGAGACACGGUGCCCGAAACGCUGGAGCUCUACGAAACCAAGGUGGCCUGGUACUCGGACUGGGGCACUAAGCCGGGCCUGCUCUACCCCACCCUCCUGACCUUCCAGCUGAAAUCCCCGCGCAUCCCCCAGCUGGUGAGCCUGGUCCUGGGCCACCGCUGUGCAGUGCCAAGGAAUGCCCUGAAAGUGCAUCAACCCCCCAGGGAAAUGCCAACCAAUCCAUACGGUCUGGCCCUGAGAACCGGCGUGUGUGUCAAGUUCCUGCGCUAUCCGGAUGUGGAUAUGUCCGAGAGACUCGUGGAGUGGCUGGAGCUGAUGCGACUGCUGGGCGUGUCCCGGGUGACGGCCUACGAUAUUGGUGAACUGAUGGCGAACACCUCGAGGACCCUGGCCCACUACACAGCAGCUGGGGACGGGCUGCUGGAUCUCAGGCGCUUCCACUUGCCGCUGGAGAGCGAGGAGCACAAGGGAUUCCAGCACAUCAUCACCGAAGUGCUGCUCUACAACGACUGCCUGUACCGCAGUCUCUAUGACUUGGACUUUGUGGCCGUGAUGGAUGUGGACGAGGUGAUCAUGCCGCUGGGCGAGCUCCUCACUUGGUCGCACCUGCUGCGCCAACUGCAGCUGAGGGAUGUGAAUUGCACUGCCCGCAGCAGCUAUUGCUUUCGGAACGUGUACUUUCCCAGGGAACUGGGCGAGGACGAGAGCGUGCCUAGUGCCUUCUACAUGCUGCGGCAUGUGGUUCGCGUGGCGGAGCACUUGGACCCCGACAUGGCCAUCAAGUGCCUGCACAGCACGGGGCAUGCCAGUGUGAUGCACAACCACUUCGCGCUGCAGUGGCGCGACGCCUGUGGCCCCCAGGAUGUGGGCACCGAUCUUGGCCAGCUGCAGCACUAUCGGCAUGUGGACAAUUUGAGCACGCUGAAGGAGCCGGCGCCCGUCCGGGAUGACAGUAUCCGACGAUUCCAGCAGCAGCUCGUCCGCAAUGCGGUGGCCGUCCACCGACAGCUGGGCUGGGGAGCGGCAUAUUGA
Messenger RNA from Drosophila biarmipes, 1531 nucleotides. RefSeq lists its product as uncharacterized. NCBI's taxonomy places the organism in Eukaryota, Metazoa, Arthropoda, Insecta, Diptera, Drosophilidae. The transcript has 2 exons. The record is from RefSeq and is a predicted model, not a curated record. Bases 8 to 1531 code for a protein of 507 amino acids.